Molecule: messenger RNA, 390 nt
Organism: Octopus sinensis (East Asian common octopus)
Lineage: Eukaryota; Metazoa; Mollusca; Cephalopoda; Octopoda; Octopodidae
Exons: 1
Coding region: 1-390 (129 amino acids)
Cellular component (GO): nucleus
Molecular function (GO): DNA binding
Source: RefSeq, a predicted model, not a curated record
AUGCAGCAACCUGAAAAUAUCAUUGCUGCACAGAGAAUGAAACAAGUAGGACCUUUAACUUCCAGCAAGAGAGGACAACUUGUAACAGUUGUGUAUGCAGUUAAUGCAGCAGGAAGUGUUGUUCCACCACUGCUGACCUUCCCAUGGGAAAACUAUAGGGAUUAUUUUAUCAAAAGUGGUCCUGCAGGCUGUGUCGAAGGAGCCAAUUCCAGUGGAUGGAUUAAUGAAGAUCUGUUUGUGACUUAUUUAAAACACUUUACAGCUUACACCAGGUACAGCAAUGAGAAGAAAGUGUUGUUAAUUUUGGACAAUCACAAAACUAUUGACUUGGCCAAGAAAAAUGGAGUGAUAUUAUUCACAAUCCCACCUCGCACAAGCCACAAGCUCUGA